UCACCGUGGGGUGCAGCCCUGUCCGCAGCCUGGAGCAGAUGCUGGCCUCCAGCCCCGGGAAGACCCCCAUCAGCCUCCUGCAGGAAUAUGGCACACGCAUAGGGCGCACCCCGGGCUACGACCUGCUGAAGGCAGAGGGCCAGGCACACCAGCCCAACUUCACCUUCCGUGUCACCGUCGGCGACGUCAGCUGCACCGGUGGGUCCCGGAGUGCCCCACUGUGCCCCACGGCACCCCACAGCAACCUGUGGUGCCCCACAGCAUCCCAUAGAAAAGGGGAACCAGGAGGGAUCUCCCCUGAUUUGGUUCUGUGGGGAUGCUGUGGGACAGGGGUUGGUGUGGGGCGGGCUGGGGGGUGUAGAGGGAUCCUAUUCCCUCAGCCCCCCAUGUCCCCAGAGGUGUCCCCAUAUGGGGGUCCCUAUAGUUCCAUGAGCCCCCCAUGUCCCCAGGGGCGCCCUGACGGGGGGUUCCCUGCAAUCCCUGUGCCCCCCCACCCCAAAAGGGGGUCCUCACACUCUACCCCUUCCCCACAGGCGGGUCCUCGGCUGGAGGGGCUGCGGGGCCGCGCUCCAGGCUGCACGUGGGACUCCCUGCGUAACUCCGCGGGCGAAAAGAUCGUGCAGCUGAGGAGCCACCCGUUGGCACCCAUGGGUGCGGGCGCCUGCGCGCUGCUGCAGGAGCUGUCUGAGGAGCAGAGCUUCGCCAUCAGCUACCUCGACAUCGAUGCGCUCAGUCUCAGCGGGCUGCACCAAUGCCUGGUCGAGUUGUCCACGCAGCCGGCCACCGUCUGCCACGGCGCUGCCCCCUCCCGUGACGGCGCCCGCUCCCACGCCGCCCGCAACGCCCUGCAGUACCUCCGCAUCAUGGCGGGGGGCAAAUGAGCCCCCACCCCCCGCCCGGAUGGACCCCCGGCACCCGGAGUCCCCUGGAUGGAGCCGGGGAUGCGCAGACGGACCCACGGACGGAUGGAGCCACAAAGUGACACACGGACACCCUGACGGACACCCAGAUCCACCAACGCGCCGUGUGGGCACCUGGACGGACCCUGGGGCGUUCUGACAGACACACGGAUGGACAUUCGGGCCCUGGAUGGAGCUCAGGGCCGGGGGGACCUCUGUUCUGCCCCCCACCCCCAGGGGGUCCCUGGGCACGGGCAGCCCCCAGGAAUAAAGCUGGGGGGUUUGUAA
Meleagris gallopavo (turkey) is the source of this 1187-nucleotide messenger RNA. Lineage: Eukaryota; Metazoa; Chordata; Aves; Galliformes; Phasianidae. The record is from RefSeq and is a predicted model, not a curated record.